This is a messenger RNA of Rhodamnia argentea, 560 nucleotides long. Its product is annotated as protein RADIALIS-like 5. The record is from RefSeq and is a predicted model, not a curated record. Gene Ontology annotation, molecular function: DNA-binding transcription factor activity. The coding region runs from base 137 to 442 and encodes 101 amino acids. The transcript is spliced from 2 exons. NCBI's taxonomy places the organism in Eukaryota, Viridiplantae, Streptophyta, Magnoliopsida, Myrtales, Myrtaceae.
UCUUCCCCAAGAAGAACACAGAACGCGAUCUCCCAACUUGAAAGAGAGAGAAAAAGGAGGUCCUUUUCCUCGACAUCCUCUAUCUCUCUCUCUCUUCCUCUCGCUUUCUUGGGCCCUUUGAACCGACGAUUUAGAAAUGGCAUCGAGUUCACUCUCCCACAACUCGUCGUCAUGGACGCCCAUGCAGAACAAGAUGUUCGAGAGGGCACUGGCCUUGUACGACAAGGACACACCCGACCGGUGGCACAACGUGGCCCGGGCCGUCGGCGGGAACAAGUCCGCGGAAGAAGUGAAGAGGCACUACGACAUCCUCGUGCAGGACCUCAUGCACAUCGAGUCCGGCCAAGUCCCCUUGCCCAGGUACCGAGCGCCCUCUGCCUCCUUCAGCACCAGCAGAGCCAUUGCUGAUGAGCAGAGGCUCCUGAAGAACCUCAAGCUCUGAUGCAUGAUCGCAAACCGCCCUAAGAUCUGUAAAACCGUAAAGAAACGGAAGGAAUCAAGCAGCCGGGCGACGUGAAGGCCGCGAUUCUGCUCUUCCUCUUUCCUCAGGUUUCGUAAAA